AUGGCAACGGUUCGAAAGAACAAGGAAGGAUUCACUCCAAGACAAGUCAAGGCUGCGAUGGAAGCAAGAAGUACGAUGCACAUACUCAAUGCUCCAAGCACCAAAAGUCUGAAGUAUGCGAUCCGAUCUGGUCUCAUCAAGAACUGUCCUAUCACUGAAGAAGCGAUCAAUCAUGCUGAAGCAAUCUUUGGACCUGACGCCUCUACAUUGAAAGGCAAGUCAACAAGACCAACUCCAAAGAAGACGUACGACAACUUCUUCAGUCCACCAGAGGAAUUGUAUCAACAUAAUCGAUCUAUUACUAUUGAUCACAUGGAGAUCGAGAAUGCUAAGUUUCUCACCUGCAUUGAUACCACUGUGCGUUAUCGCUCAUGUAUUCCCGUGCAGAACCUCAAGACUGACCCUGUAUUUGAAGCAUUGGAUAAGAUAUUCCGCCUCUAUAAUCAGUUUCGAAGUGAUUUGGAGGCAAAGGGAUUUGUUUUCAGUCUGAGCUUUAUUGGGCGCUGUGACAGAAUUGUCACAUGUGGCCACAACAUUCUCGCCUUUUACAACUUUUGA
Cylindrotheca closterium is the source of this 558-nucleotide messenger RNA. The record is from the annotation of a GenBank genome assembly. Lineage: Eukaryota; Bacillariophyta; Bacillariophyceae; Bacillariales; Bacillariaceae.